AUGAUCGCAUCAAAGUCCAUUGUGUCGCUUAUGCUGCUGGCCACUGCCACUGCUCAAUCUACUGUUUAUCUUAUCCGCCACGGAGAGAAGCCAUCCAGUGGAAACGGCUUGGAUAGCGAAGGCGAAGAGCGUGCUCAAUGCCUUGUUAACGUGUUCUCCGCCAGCUCCUCUUACAACAUUGGACAUAUUAUGGCUGAGACUCCCCAGUCCGACGGCUCGCAACAGCGCCCAUACGACACGGUUCUUCCUCUGGCAGAGAGCCUUGGACUUACUGUUGACACAUCUUGUGAGCGUGACGACUCUGACUGUGUCCAGGGUGUUGUUGACAGCUACACCGGGGCUGGCAACAUCCUUAUCUGCUGGGAGCACAGUGAAUUGACGGAUAUCGUCACUGCCCUUGGUGAUGAUGACGCGCCUUCUUACCCCGACGACAGUUUCAACCUUAUUUGGACCGAUCCCUACCCUUAUACUUCUAUUGUCAGUGUGACUAGCGAGGACUGCCCUGGUUUGGAUGACUAA
Penicillium cinerascens is the source of this 519-nucleotide messenger RNA. RefSeq lists its product as uncharacterized. NCBI's taxonomy places the organism in Eukaryota, Fungi, Ascomycota, Eurotiomycetes, Eurotiales, Aspergillaceae. Bases 1 to 519 code for a protein of 172 amino acids. The record is from RefSeq and is a predicted model, not a curated record. The transcript is spliced from 3 exons.